UGAACACCUGUUUACCUCUCGACCGAAAAGAACUGAUGUCGAUAGGUAAAUCACAAAUUGAAGUGGUUCCCGCUAAUGGCUUUUCUGCUUUAGAAAAAGGUGAUUCCUCUCGUACAUCUAUGUAUGAAGAUCUUGUCCAAAAUCCUAAACUUUUUUGGGAUACGCUUCGAGAUUUUCUCGAAUCUUCUGGGCAACAUUUUAAGAUCCCUCUUAUGGAUGGAACCAGUCUCGAUCUGCAUCGGCUGUUCAUCGAGGUCACAUUGCGUGGUGGUCUUCAAGAGGUGAUCAAGAAUCGCCGAUGCACAGAAGUGAUUGGCUUAUUCAACUUUAAGACAGUUGUAACAAAUGCAGCAUCUGUUUUAAGGGCUAAUUAUGAAAGAACGCUCCUUGAGUUUGAGCAUGUGUAUUUCUUCCGAGCUCCGCGUGCUACAUUUAAGGGGAUUGAGAAAGCACCGAAACGCCCUGUCCGAAGAUCUACAAAGCGUGGCAUGGAACCUCAAGAACUUAAACCUGGCGCUAAGGUUACUGGGAUCAUCGAUGGGAAGUUUGAAAGCGGUUACCUGGUAACCGUGAAGAAGGGCUCAGUCGUGUUCAAAGGAGUGCUUUCCCCCAUUCCUCAAGCUGCUCCUAGAACUCGAAGACGCAUGAAUAAGAGAGCCAAGUUACACCCCAAAGCUUCAAUGAAUUCUUGUGCAGCGGAAACUGUAGCUGAGACCCAUGCAGCGCAAACUGUAGCUAAGACCAAUGCAGAGAAAACUGUAGCUGAGACCCAUUCAGCGGAAUCUGUAGCUGAGACCAAUGCAGAGGAAGGUGUACCUGAGAUAGAUGCAGCGGAAACUGUAGCUGCGGUCGAUGCAGCGGAAACUGUAGCUGCGGUCGAUGCAGCGGAACUGUAGCUGCGACUGAUGCAGAUGCAAGUGUAAAUGCAUCGUAGACAACUGUGGAUGAGGCAAGUGAGUUGUGUUUCUCUAUCGUUGUCUUAUUUAUUUGUUUGGAACUUUUAUAUUUAUGUUAUGAGAACUUUCGUUUAGUAAUAAGUUGUAGAACUUUCCUUCAACUAUUUCUGUUAGGAGAACUUUCGUUUCAUAAUAAGUUGUAAAACUUUCCUUCAACUAUUUCUGU
Camelina sativa (false flax) is the source of this 1122-nucleotide messenger RNA. RefSeq names its product putative high mobility group B protein 11. NCBI's taxonomy places the organism in Eukaryota, Viridiplantae, Streptophyta, Magnoliopsida, Brassicales, Brassicaceae. The record is from RefSeq and is a predicted model, not a curated record. Gene Ontology annotation, molecular function: DNA binding.